Messenger RNA from Erinaceus europaeus (western European hedgehog), 4349 nucleotides. It is a transcript of the gene C14H3orf38, whose product is annotated as chromosome 14 C3orf38 homolog. The record is from RefSeq and is a predicted model, not a curated record. NCBI's taxonomy places the organism in Eukaryota, Metazoa, Chordata, Mammalia, Eulipotyphla, Erinaceidae.
CGAGGGCUGAAGGUUCUCGGCGUCCUCCUCGCCCCCUUCCCUCCCCCCCUUCUUGGGGGUGGCGAUGGCGGGGCUCAGCGACGCCGAGAUGGAGGGCUGCCGGCAACUGCUCGGCCUCCUGGAGGACGACGAGAUCACGGCCCUGUGUGACACCGUCACCAACCGCCUGGUGCAGCCCGAGAACCGCCGAGAUGCCACUUACGCAAUAUUAGUGUACAGUCAAAGUGUAGAAGAACUUUUGAAGCGCAAAAAAGUCCACCGAGACAUCAUAUUUAAAUACUUGGCAACACAGGGGGUUAUUAUACCUCCGGCUACUGAAAAACACAAUCUCAUUCAACAUGCGAAGGAUUACUGGAGAAAUCAGGUAUCACUGGAGUUAAAGGAAAGACUGGAGUAUGUUAAGACAGAGGACAUUGCACUGUCUCAACAGGAAAAGAAAGAAGAUACAAAAACAGAAAAAGUUGAUUUUCAUUGUUUGGGAAAAGAAUUCUGUCGCUGGUUCUUUGAACUUCUGAAUUCUCAGAACCCUCUGCUGGGACCACCUCAAGAUGAAUGGGGGCCACAACACUUCUGGCACGAUGUCAAGCUUAGGCUUUUUUAUAAGACAUCUGAACAAAAUGUGCUAGACUACCAAGGAGCAGAACUCGUGAGUCUUCGUUUGCUAUCUCUAGUGAAAGAAGAAUACCUUUUCCUCAGCCCUAACCUAGACGCCCAGGGACUGAAAUGUGCUUCCUCCCCCCACGGUCUAGUUAUGGUCGGAGUUGCUGGGACUGUCCACCGAGGGAACACUUGCUUGGGCAUUUUCGAACAAAUUUUCGGACUCAUCCGUUGUCCUUUUGUGGAGAAUACCUGGAAAAUUAAAUUUAUCAACCUGAGAAUUAUUGGAGAGAAUGCCCUUGCUCCUGAAAUAUUAACAAAACCAGCCAUUAAAUUUGAACCAAGUGAUCUGGAGGCAUUUUAUAAUGUAAUCACUUUAUUAGGCACCAGCGAAGUACAACUGAAUGUAAGGCAGGCAUUGGAUAGUGGAACUGGAGAUCAGGCUUUUGGAAAAGAGGCUUUGGUGAACAAAAGAACUGAAUUUACUUCAUCUUGCAAGCACUUAACAUUGACUAUCAGUCUAAAAUAACCUAGUAUACAGAAAGUUCCAAGCACAGCGUCAGUACGGGAGGGAUUUUUAGUUGCGAUGUCUUUUUUGACUACUAGUAACGUGGGGAUACCUGAUUUGCAGCAAAUGUUCUGAGAUCCUAAUGCAGCUCAUCAAAUAAAUAUCUCUAUAGAUAUUAUAACUAAUGAUGCGCCUAACAAGUCAGGUAAUAUUUUUAUCUUAACUUAGUAUUCUGCUGAUGUCUGUACUUUCCAACUGGGAUAGGGUGAAUAAUAACGAAGGCCUCCCUUUUCUUAGCUUCUAAAUCUGAACAGUUUUAUUACAAAUACAGCUCACUACAGCACUGCUUAAAAAAAUGUGCAUUAUAUAUAUGAUGUUUAAUGUAAACCCAGAGUUGUCAACUUGGAAAACUUAAGUAUACAGAAAGUUCAGUAGUUUAGCAGAUGGAGACUGCUUGGCCUUUUCAAACAUUUCAGAGACUUUUUUUUUCAGAGUUAACUACUAGAAUUCAAGCUAAGUAUAAUUUACAUUUUUUCUGAACUAUAGUCGGGAAUGAUAAGUACUAUAUGUUCUUAUCUAAAACUUUAGCUGACAAGCUAACAGUUUGUUAAGAGCAUUUUUUAAAUUUUUGUAAUAUAUACAGUAUUCUGUUAAGUUUUUUGAAGGUGUGGCCAGUUCCUCAUUCUCUAUGAACUGUUUUUUUUUUUUGCUUGGAAGAAGUGACGCCGAGACCAUCCUGUGCAUCUGAUAGCAUGGACGCGCAUAGAUACAUCCCACAGUAUACGUUAAAAUUUAAGGAUCUUUGUUUUUUGCCUCUGGUUCUUCAUCCCUAAGCAACAUUUGCUAACCCUAGGUUUAGUUUUUUAUAAAAAUAACAUUUUGAGGGAGUCGGGCUGUAGCGCAGCGGGUUAAGUGCAGGUGGCGCAAAGCACAAGGACCGGCAUAAGGAUCCCGGUUCGAACCCCGGCUCCCCACCUGCAGGGGAGUCGCUUCACAGGCGGUGAAGCAGGUCUGCAGGUGUCUGUCUUUCUCUCCUCCUCUCUGUCUUCCCCUCCUCUCUCCAUUUCUCUCUGUCCUAUCCAACAAUGACGACAACAACAAUAAUAACUACAACAAUAAAACAACAAGGGCAACAAAAGGGAAUAAAUAAAUAAAAUAAAAUACUAAAAAAAAAUAACAUUUUGAAAAAAAAUUCAACUGGGAAAUGUAUUUGUACAUGUUAAUUUUUCCACUUUUUUGUUUUUUUUUAUAGACACUUGCAGACCUGCUUCACCUCCUGUGAAGUGACUCCCCUGCAGGUGGGGAGCCGGGGGCUCGAACCAAAAUCCUUAUACCGGUCCUUACGCUUCGUGCCACAUGCGUUUAACUCGCUGUACUACCACCCAACUCCCAUUUUUUUCACCUUUAACUCUGUUUACAAACAUCUAUCUAGAUAUAGAAAGUAGGAGUGAAAAAUUCAUCUUUGUUUUUUUCUGCCAUACCUUUUAUGAGGAGUUCAAACUGAAAUGUCCUAAAAUAACUUAAUAAAGGAGAGAACUCCCCCUGGGCUGCUCUAAGAACAGCAUAUUAUUUCGAUUUAAAACCAAAUUCCGUUUUUCUCCUUUGAGUUUUGAAGGGUUGUAAUAUGUACUUAGUGAAUAUCCUCAGUAGAGAAUAUAACUAAAAACUGUUUCUGUCUGUUUUGCAUAUGCUAUUGAAGGCAAGUACUUCAGUUAGACCAUGAUACUCAAAAGGAACAGAAACUUCCUGUAGCACUUUUCAGUACUGCAUUUUUGAUGUUAUGUAAAAGCUCAAGUAAAGAUGAGAUUUUUAGGACAUGUUCCUUUAAUCACCCCUAAGAGUUUGAAAUCUUCUUGAUAUACAGAAUCUCUUAAGGUUGGGCUUUUUUUUUUUUUUUUCCCAAUUCUCAUAUUGUUGGACACACAUUAGGACCUAAUGCUUAAGUGAAUGGGUUAAUGUGUGAGCGAAAGAUACCUGUGUACUUCUUAUAUGAAAAAGUGUUGUAUACUAAAAAGACUUCUCUGUGUCUGGUAAUUCUUGUCAUCAGUGUUCUGUGAUCAUAUUGUCUGAAUUUAAUAUGUGUAUUCUUGAAAACUUUUGGUCUCCAGGCUAAUGCAGCACUGGGGAAAAUUUUCAUUUGUAUUUGCAACUUAAUUAUAAAAGCCCAGUGUCAGAAUUGUAUAUACUACACCAGAGGGCCCCAAGACUGCCUGUAAACCACUUUAGAGUAAGUAUAUGAAGAAACCAGAAGACCCUAGGAGGAAUAAAGUUGGUUAACAAAGUUUAACUCCUGAUUAGGCCAUUUACAAGGUCCAAAAGAAUAGUACAACUAAACUGUAUUUUUGCUACCACGCUUUACUGUGUUUUAGGGGAUAGUUUUAUGCUUCUUUCAUUUUUUUUUUCAUUUUUUGUUUGUUUUUGACCAGAGCACUGCUCAGCUCUAGCUUAAUGGUGGAUUGAAUUUGGGACUUUGGAGCCUCAGGCAAGAGUCUUUUUACAUAACCAUUAUGCUAUAUUCAGCUGGUAUUGGAAAGCCUGGAGUCAAGUAUUAAAAAAUACUGCAUUUUGCGCAUCAUUUGUAGUAGUUGGAUGGUCAGACUAGGGAUACAUCUGGACUUUGUUCACUACAGAGAGAUUUGCUGUAGGCUAAAACAUAAACACCAGGUUUUCUUUUUUGAUAAAAUCUUAAAGGUUUUCAUUAAAAUUCCAAAAUAAAAAUUUGUAUCAUAUUGAUUACCAAAUAAUAGAAUAAAGCCACCUUAAUUAAAUUUAUUCAUUCAGCUUGGAAGUGGCAAAUCACAUCAGGGGAUUGCCUUUGCUUUUUUCUGAAAGGUAACAUUUUAUGUUCUCCAGUUUCCUUAAGAAAUUAAAGUAGCAUCAGAAAUGUGUUUAAAGACUGUUAGUUUAAUUUUUAAAAAAGAUAGAAACAAAAUGUUCUGGUGAGAAACAUGAAAGAGAACCAUACCUUAAUGUUUUUCUUAGCAUCAGUUUUCACAAAUGGAAAAACCUUUUCUUCACUGGUUCUUCAUUUGGAUCGUAGGAGUGGUCAAUGAAAUUGAAAAAUGAGGCUUCCCCCCUCUCCCAGAGUUUUCAGAUUACAGUGAGUUUAUGGACUUGGCUAAAGUAUAACAGUGAGUCCUUUAGAGAUCUUUAUAUUCCAUGUUAAAACCUCCCCAUAAUUUAUCUAUAUUUUCCCAAGAUUGUACUGCUGUAAUAUUUAAAAUAAAGUUAUUUCUUAACCAGA